This is a messenger RNA of Haemonchus placei, 648 nucleotides long. NCBI's taxonomy places the organism in Eukaryota, Metazoa, Nematoda, Chromadorea, Rhabditida, Trichostrongylidae. The record is from the annotation of a GenBank genome assembly.
AUGGUUGAAACUCCACAAGAUGCUCCCGAUUUCGAAAACCCUAGACUUGAUGUUGAGGGAUUUGUGGUCGAUUAUCUCGCAUGGCGAAUCAAACAAGAUGGAUUGGAAUGGUUUGAGCAACCAGCGUUGCCGUUUGGCACGCAGCCUGAACAUGUGAUGAUGAGGCAAGUUGCUCAUAUUUUCGAACGACGACAUCGUAAUGAGUUGAAUGAAUUUGCAGAUGAACUGCUGGAAAAUGAAGAUUUGACGUUCAGCCGUUAUUGUGAAAUUGUUGACGAAUUCGGCCGGACCGCGGAUGAAUUGGAAAAUGGAAUGUCGUACGGGCGAUUAGUUGGCUUGAUAUCUUUUGGUGGAUUGGUGGCGGCGAGGAUGUAUGCACGUAAUUUCCGACGUGAAGUACGACAGUUAGCAACGUACACUGCCAAGUUCAUUGAUAAACGAAUACGAUUGACAUGGGUUGAAGACGCGAGAAGUUGGAAGAAUUUCAUGACGAUAGGAGCUGAUAUUAUACGUCGAGACGCAUUACAACGUGAAGUGGAGGAACGUCGAAGAGCAAGUCGUCGAUGGAGCUUAAUAGGAAUAGGUGCUGCCGCCCUGGUCGGGGUAGGAGCAAUCAUUGGCACUCGUAUAUUAUUAGGAGCAAAGUAG